UAUGACGUAAUAACAACAAUGUCUUACGUUUUCAAAUUUGCCCUCUCCAAAAAGUUAAAAUUCCAUUCCAAUCCUCUCUUUGAAUCGCCUUCAUCUUCUUCCUCUGAACCCAAUCCUAAACCCACCAUUGACGAAUUCACUCACAACAACACCAUUAAUGUUUCUUCUUCUCUCUCUAAUAACAACAACAACAACACAGUGAAACGCUGUGUUUUGUGAAUUUCAAUUCAACAAAAAAAAUGAGGUCUUCUUCUUCUACUACUGCUAAUUCGGGUACGAUCAAUAUCGCUGCGAGUGCUCAGAAGCUUGAUGUUGAUAAUCGAAUUGCUCUUCGGUUCUAUUAUCGAAUUGCUGAUAACAUACUUCGACAGGCUGACAUCUUUCGCGCAGAGAAGAACAUUAUUGACCUAUAUGUCAUGCUUUUGAGAUUUUCUAGUUUGGCAUCUGAGACAAUACCGCGUCACCGAGAGUAUAGAUCAUCUCCACAAACCAAGAAACAGUCAUUGAAAAAGAGAUUGCUGAUUUCAUUGAAUGAACUGGAGAAGCUGAAACCAUUGGCCCAGCAGAAGAUCAACGAGCUUAACAGCAGAAAUGCUCACCGACAAAAUGGACAGGGAGAUUUUCAUUCAAAUAAUAGUGUGGAUUUUUCUUCUGUGCAAAAGCAAACUUUGGCUAGUAAUGGUCAAAUAAAGCCUGUCAGAGCAACUGCUAGGGAAUUUGCAUAUCAAGGAUCAAGUGGCCAACAUUUCUCGUAUGUCAAGCCUGCAGAAGAGCAAGUGCGAAGACUAUCUCUAACUCUGCCACCUCCAAAGGAGGAAACUCUCUCUAGACAUUCUAUCCUUGGUCCCAAUGGGCUUAAUGGGCAGUGGCGGUCACCUACUAUUGACACAGGGGUCAGGUAUCCAUCCAACAUAGAUCUGUCUCCAGUUGAACUUCCAAGCUUGCAACAUCACUUGGAAGAUGUGUCUCUGAGAAAUAAAGAUAAUAGCAUUGCAGAACUCCAUAAAUUAGAUUUAAAUUCAAUUCCUACCGAGAGCGAAGACAGCCAGCCCCAGCGCACUCAGGAAUCUCCUUCUCUUAUAUCUUUUGAAGCAAUAGAAGAAACCUCUGCUCAAAUAGAAAUUAUUAGACAACCUUCUCCUCCACCCGUACUUGCUGAAGUGCAUGAUUUGGUCCCUUCAAUGUCACCUCACAUUAAUGAGGCAGGAUGUAAGGCAGAGAUUCCAUCAUCUGAUAGCAGUGUUCAUGCCGAGUCUCCUCUGCAAUUGCACAUUUCAACUGCUUUGAUGGAGAGCUUUAUGAAUCUUGCCAAGUCAAAUACUAAGAAAAAUUUGGAGACUUGUGGUGUUCUUGCUGGUUUGCUUAAAAACAGAAAGUUUUAUAUUACUGCUCUAAUAAUCCCGAAGCAGGAGUCAACAUCAGAUUCUUGUCAGACUACAAAUGAAGAGGAAAUAUUUGAAGUGCAGGAUAGACGAUCACUUUUCCCCCUUGGAUGGAUCCAUACACAUCCUACUCAAUCUUGUUUCAUGUCAUCAAUUGAUGUGCACACUCAUUACUCAUAUCAGAUUAUGCUGCCAGAAUCUGUUGCAAUUGUCAUGGCGCCGACAGAUAGUUCAAGAAAACAUGGUAUUUUUCGGCUGACAACCCCCGGUGGAAUGUCUGUUAUUAAACAGUGUGAUCAACGCGGCUUUCAUCCACAUAAUCAACCUCCAGAUGGUGGCCCUAUUUACGAUACCUGUACAGAUGUUUACAUGAACCCCGAUUUAAAAUUCGAAGUCAUCGAUCUCCGGUGAUAAUAAGAGUUUUGUUGAAAUGCACCCUUUCAUUGUGUAUAUAUGGACCAUAAUUACUAUUUCCCCCCUAUAUAUAGUUUUUAUCCUGCAUUUUUUGACUGUAAUCUAGCUACCAGUCUCGCAUAGUAUAUAUUACAUGUAUAAAUAAAUAUAAUAAAAUAAAAAUAUUACAUUUCAAAA
This is a messenger RNA of Lathyrus oleraceus (garden pea), 1973 nucleotides long. Its product is annotated as AMSH-like ubiquitin thioesterase 1. Gene Ontology annotation, cellular component: membrane; endosome. Lineage: Eukaryota; Viridiplantae; Streptophyta; Magnoliopsida; Fabales; Fabaceae. The transcript is spliced from 14 exons. Gene Ontology annotation, biological process: protein K63-linked deubiquitination; protein K48-linked deubiquitination. Gene Ontology annotation, molecular function: K63-linked deubiquitinase activity; protein binding; metal-dependent deubiquitinase activity. The record is from RefSeq and is a predicted model, not a curated record. The coding region runs from base 240 to 1793 and encodes 517 amino acids.